Messenger RNA from Nematostella vectensis (starlet sea anemone), 2583 nucleotides. RefSeq names its product GPI transamidase component PIG-T. The record is from RefSeq and is a predicted model, not a curated record. The transcript has 14 exons. Gene Ontology annotation, cellular component: GPI-anchor transamidase complex. Bases 14 to 1849 code for a protein of 611 amino acids. Lineage: Eukaryota; Metazoa; Cnidaria; Anthozoa; Actiniaria; Edwardsiidae. Gene Ontology annotation, biological process: attachment of GPI anchor to protein.
GAAAUAAUCCAAGAUGGCGGCCUCUGUUGAAGUGUUGGUUGCAGUGACUCUGUAUUUGGUCUUUAUGUCGUCUAUUUGCGAUGCUGCAAAGGAGACCUUUCACGAGGAGCUGCUGAUAAAGCCGCUACAUACGGGACACGUGUACGCGUAUUUCCAGUUCACCACUGAGUGGGAUGUCCGUGUUUCUGACCGCCAGGCCUUCUCCCACUAUGGUCUUUUCCCCAAGUCAUUUGGUCAGAUUGUCGAUAAGUACUCUGUCAAUGAGCUCCACUUCAGCCUUACCCAGGGCCAGUGGCAGCAAGGCCAAUGGGGAUACCCUUUGGUGAGCGCCCCACCAGGGGCAGAGCUAUGGGUGUGGUUCCAGGAAAAGGUUAUUGGCAGGGUUGACGAGAACUGGUCUGGAUUAACACAAGCCAUGUCUGGACAGUUCUGUGCAUCCCUGAACUUCAUAGACAAGAAGACAUCAAGCACACCUCAACAGUCCUUCCGACCUGAGGGUGUGGCAACUGCUAAUGACCCCACCCUCCUCAGAUACGCGGCUCUCGGCAGGGAAGGAGUCUGCACAGAAAACCUCACGCCAUGGAAGAAACUUUUGCCUUGUGAUUCCAAAGCUGGUUUGUCAACUUUAUUGAAUGGAUUGAUGGUGUAUACUACAAACUACCAUUCCAUGGCUAUUCAUCUAAGGCCUGUGUGCAAGGACUCCGCGUGCACAUCAUACUCUCUAGAACUACAGCAAACCUUGUCAAUUGUGAUUGAUCCUGUUCUGAGAAGCAAAAGGAAAGAUUGGUCUUUUAGGAAGCUGUUUGGAAGGGCAAUCAAGUCCAGCUGUCCAUUGGCAACUACAAGUCUUGUUCUUGUUGACCUCACUAUCAAUGAGACUGGAUCUCGAUUUUCCUUGAAACCCCCACCAACCAAAAUCCUCAAUAGACAAUUGUCACCAGACCUGAAAUAUGGAGUGUAUGAUGUUAGAGAAUUAGUCAACUCCAAGUCUGAGGGCAACAUAGUCUUCAAGUGGCAGCAGCAACCUGCCAAAGAAGAAUUGCCACAGUUUUAUGCACACAGAUUUCUCACAGGGUUUGGCGAGGAGAAAGGUGGCAUCACCACGUUGUUGUAUAAUAACCAUGCCAGCAAGCCCUUGUCUGUGGUGUACUUUGCUACCUAUCCGUGGUUUCUGAGGAUGUUCCUUCACACCUUGAGGAUAGAGAGCAAUGGGAAAGCUGUUAAACCAGGCAACUUGUUCUUCGUUCCUGCCCAGGACCGCCAGCGACCGUACACACUGGAGCUCGAACUAACAUUACCGCCUAACUCGGUCACUCGACUCACUAUCCAGUUCAACAGGGGCUUCCUGAAGUGGACUGAGCACCCGCCUGAUGCUCAUCACGGCUUCUAUAUCACGUCUGCAGUCAUCACGGCGCAGCUAGACACUCCCUUUCCUUGCCGCAACAACCGUACAUUUGUUCUCUCAAGGGAAAUCAGCGGCAAAAAUCCUGGUCCUGGAUUUGUCCGUUUGCACACGGAAUCUCUUCUUGUUACCCUCCCAACCCCUGAUUUCAGCAUGCCGUACAACGUCAUCUGCCUCGCUUGCACGGUGCUCGCCAUCGCCUUUGGCUCCUACCAUAACUUAUGCACCCGCCGGUUUGAACAAGUUAGCAACAAGACCCUGGCAGCGCAGGGAAUGAUGGGUAAAGUAAGGUCAUUUUUGAGGAGGGUAAAAGAAAGGUUUUUCGGAAAGAAAGGACAAGAGACCAUCGCCAAAACUGGAAAAGGAACACUUGCGGAGAAAGAGGAUAAGACAACGGCUGGACAGGAAGAAAACACAGAGCAUGCUCAGUCUGAUAAAAAAGAAUAAGUGAGCCUGCGUAUUCUUGGAGACAAGCGGUAAAUGCGAGUGCUUUAAAAUAAUCUACCGCAGAAGAAAGAAACGCCGGAUACAAGAUCGUGAAGCAUGUGACGCCUGAGACCAGAUCGGGAAUCUUGUGUCGCCCUGAGAUAAGAUCGGGAAUUCUGUGGCGCCUGAGAAUUCGCCUGAGAAUUUGGGGAUUCCAAGUCAGUUGGAGAUGUUUUAGGGCGAUGAGAGACUUGUGUAAGACACAACUAUAAAAGCGUGGCUGUCUUUAAACACAUCAACAAACAGGCUAAAAAAGGAUGUCGUAGUUGAGGAAAGCGAAAAGCCUGAACAAAGGAUUUGCGGAGCGAUUGAAAAAGGCUAAAGUUACGGGGUGCUUUGAGCCCACGUUAAACCAAUAGGCGAGCAAGGAGUCGAUACAUCCGUCACAUUUAAUGGGUAUUCAAUUUCCUCGACUUUCCUUAAAAUGUGACGCGUGUAUAGCUGUUUUUGCUCAGGAUCAUAUUCACUGGUUUAUUUGCGUAAUGUAAGUAUUAGAUUAUUAUCAUCGCUCAUACGGUAUGUUUGCUCAUACUGUCUGUUUUAAAGCCAGCCGAAAGGUGCUAGAUGCCAUGCGUACACACCACAAGAUGAAAGGACACGGAUUACGCCAGAAAUAACAUAAAACUGUGGAGGACGGAACAGCGAGACGUCGCAAAAAUGUCUCAAGUGAUAAAAUAAAAUAACUUUAAAUCAUG